Messenger RNA from Aphanomyces invadans, 3179 nucleotides. RefSeq lists its product as hypothetical. The record is from RefSeq and is a predicted model, not a curated record. The transcript has 2 exons. Lineage: Eukaryota; Oomycota; Saprolegniomycetes; Saprolegniales; Verrucalvaceae. The coding region runs from base 663 to 2429 and encodes 588 amino acids.
CCGAGCAUCACAUUCCCAGCCAAACCUACACGUGAGACCAGGCGUGGCAGCGUAUUUUCACAAGUGGCUCCAUGCCCAGUCAUUACCCCUUCCAUCCAAAGACCCUUCGAGCCGUGUGUGGGCAGCUCCUCCGGGUCAGCAUGGAGUCUCACAGGAUGAACGUGCAUGAUGCGAUCCACGACAUGCGAUCCAGCUUGAAUCCGUCGUCAUGCACUUGAAUCGCGACGCGAGUCAAGACAAUCCAUGUUGCAGCGACCACGACCGCGUCGGUCCCGCUACUGCAGCUCACGACGCGCCGACCAUUUCACGGACCCGCUAGCGUUCGACCUCACACACGGUCGCGACGACGACUCACGGUUGCGUUUGGGUCGGUCAGACAAAGCGCGAGGACGCCGCAUCCAUGGAUUUCGCCGGUGCCAAUGUACACGUCGACGGUGACACUUGACCUCCCUCCAGCGACCCUCGGCUGUCGUUGGAGCCCAACGUGAAGGGACCUCGAUCGCGCAACUCGUAGCUGGAUUAGCAGUGGGCAUGUCGUCCAUCGAGCCCAAUGCCUUUUCACAAACUCACGUGCUCAAGCACAGCCUCGAGAACAACGCGCGUCCCCCAUCCCUUACCAGCCUUAAAAUAGCGGCCCUUCAGCGCAUCAUUGCGUCGCGACCAUGGCCGUUUCGACCGCGCAAAAACGCAGUACUUGGCACAAUCCGUUUCGAAUGCUGCACAACGUCGCCGCGCACGUCAAGGGAUGGUUCACAAAGCGACCGAAGGGUCACCCUCAAGCCAUCCACGACGACGCUGCAUUCCCUCUUCACGUUGACCAGGUCCACGCGUCGUUUCCACCGCCUUCGACCAAUGUGUCCCCGCUCUUGUCGCCAACGGCAUCGUCGGUCGACGCACCACACACUUUGCCAAAGGCCAAAGUUCGGCUUGUCGUUCGAGUUGAUGAUCGCACCAUCCAUUGUACUCGUGUGGCAGUCGAGGAUUUGUGCUCAACACACCACUUUGCGCUGUCCCAUCGAUGGCAGGAGAGAUCCCUUGCGCUGGGAUGCGAGUCGUUCACGGUGCGAUGCGACAACGAGCCGCCGUACGCUGUCCCGCUCACACAAGCGGAGGCCCGCCAGCUUUCCACGUACAUCGCGACGUUGAUGCCGACCGACCAGGACAACAAUCGGGCACGUGGGAUCUGGCUCGACUACGUGUGCAUGAACCCGACGAGUGGUUCGGACAUUGCGGCGCAGAUGAAUCUGUUUGGCGCAAUCUUUGCCACCGCCACGACCAUUCCCACAUCGGAUGGGCUUGAUCCGGUCGUGCCCACGUCGGACGAGUACUUUGUGGUGCACCAAGAGCGUCAUUUUGGUCAUGUCCGAUUCGUCUGGUCCGACAUGGACAAGGUCGAGUUGCAUCUGUUGAUGCGCCUCGCAACCAAUGCCGCGGCUCGCGUCCCUGGGUUGACGGACUUUCUUCCGCUCAUCGAUAUGCCGUACACGUUGUAUGAGUCGUGGCGCUUGAUUGCUCUCGAGAAACUCGUCGCAGUCGACUACCCGACCACCGCCACAUUGUGCCGCCACAUGCUUCAGCUCGCGCAGGAGCCGCGCACGGUCGCGAACCAACGAGACCUCGCGAUCACGGCGCUGCGCAUUCGUGAACUCAUUCCAUGCUUCCACGAAGUGGACCCGGCGACGUGGCAGCAGCACCUGUUUGCCACAGGCCGUGCGAAAGAUCUCUUGUUCCAUACGUGGGCAGUCCCGCUCCAUUUGCAAGGCCUCGACGUCCCCUACGACCGCCCCGAUCGUGCGUGGGAUUGCAUCGCGACCCAUUUCCCAGACGCUGACUACGGCUACUACGCUCCCCAUGAUGCUCCACAGGCGCCUUACGGAGGGUCGACGAGUUUUGCCAACAUUGGGUUUGCUCCAGUGCGAGAACUCGUCCGUCACAUGGUGCAUAACACGGUGGCGGCGGCGGCACCGGCUGUCGGAUCUACCAGCUUGGUCACGCACUCGUGGACAUACAGGCUGGCAUGGGAUAUGGGCCAUGUCGCGGUCGCAUGGGAUGUGAAACUGCCUCAUCAGACUUUUCACUUCGUCGCGUCGCAUGCGUGCUUGCUCCGCGGCGUGAAGCAGCACAAGUGUGACAAGGCGUCCAAAAAGUCGAACCAUCAUCAUCCCCGCGGGAGCACGAGUGUUGAAGGAAGCCGCAGCAACGCAGACACGCCCGUGGUCGACUAUCGCGACAACGACACGAUCGCCAACGACGUCGACGAAGACAACAACGGACACACGGACGGCCGCAUGCGCAAGUUUGUCGUACUCGUUGCGCGCUUGCGGCGUCUUGGCGCGGCCAUAGCUCCCGAUGUCGCGGACUUGGACGUCGCGAUGGAGAUCAAAAGGCAAAUGGAACGCAUUGCCAUUGAAGCAUCCGGGCUGUCAUGAAGAUCGUAGUCGGCCUUAUAAAUACAAGUUGUCUGUAACGAUGCGGUCGAGCUGCCACAUAUGACUCACGGCAUCGUCGUCUUCUGCGCAGUUGUCGUAUCUGACGUCGUAACGAUUGCUCGUCUCCUGUAGUACGUCGUCGAAAUCCUCGCCAUGGUUGUGCUGACAGGCUCCGUUGAGUUGAGUUGGCCAAUGCUUGCCAUCAGAUGUUACGUCGGCAACCGCAUUCUGCCUGUCGAUGGCCGAGUGGGGAUAGUGAGAGUGUUGCUUGUGGACCGACUCCUUGUCUGCGUCUUGCUUCACUUGGAUUUUGUCGUGAUCCGCUAAUGUGUCGCAAUAGCCUUUGUGGAGCUUUUUCUCCGAGGUUGGCGCCGGUGAUACAGCAACAGACACAAUACCAGAGGACUUGUGAAGCGAAUUCAUAGCCUUCGAGAGAAAUGAUCCAAGCAACAACACGCGGUUGUUGGUUGGUUGAGGUAGCUCAUGCACUGGCAAAGCACCAUCUCGGACCUCUUCUUCAUUCAGGAAGCCAGGGUUACCACGGUCAUUCUCAGCUCCUUCAUGCCAGUGAUUUUUGCUUUCGUCCAAGAUUGACAUGAUUCUUGUGCAGCUCGUCGAGUUGUUCCGCGCUUCCCGCUCGUCGAUAUGGUGUUGUAACCUCGAUUUGUCAUCUCCCUACACGUUCGACACCAGUGAAUGCUAUCGAUUGGAAGUUUAUGUGCCGCAGGUCCCCCCUCAUGCAACGAGAAG